Porites lobata is the source of this 18112-nucleotide messenger RNA. NCBI's taxonomy places the organism in Eukaryota, Metazoa, Cnidaria, Anthozoa, Scleractinia, Poritidae. The record is from the annotation of a GenBank genome assembly.
AUGGAUAUAAAAACCUUGCUGGAUAAUCUUCAUGAUCAAGUAAGCUGUUCUGCGUGCUUGAGCACUUUCACCGAUCCAAGGCAGUUGCCUUGCUUGCACAGUUUCUGUCUUCACUGCCUGAAUGAACUUGCAAGUAUAAGUGACUUCAACGGCCCUUUUUUAACAUGUCCAGAGUGCCGCAAACGUUUUACGAUCCCUGGAAGUGGAAAUCCCAGCGAAUUUCCCAGCAAUUUUCGCAUUAACAGUUUGCUAGAUGUCUUGGCAAUCAAAGAGUGGAAAACCACCAGAGUGAAAUGCGGAAACUGCGACAAACUGAGUGCCCAGACAUCAUAUUGCUUCCACUGCUGUUCUUUCUGGUGCAAUGAAUGCAUUUCAGCACAUAACAUUAUACGAGCCAACAAAGAACACAGAACACUAGCGAUAAACGAUUUUCAAGAUCAAGACAUCGAGGACUUGUUAAGGCGACCAGCAUUUUGCCAGAAGAGACACCAUGAAAAGGAAGUAUUGAGGUUCUAUUGCAAAGACUGUAAAGUCGCUGUUUGCAACACUUGUGUUGUAACACUUCAUGAUGGUCACGACAAAAUGCUUUUACAAGAAGCUACAGAUGCCCGCAGGUCGCAGAUCAACUCCACAAUUGCAUCCUUAAAGGAAAAGGUACUGGAAGAACGAAAGGAAGUCGAAAAAUACAACCAGAAGAUCAUCGAAAUUCAAAUGCAAGUGGCCGACGUGGAAAGCCAAGUGGAGAAGAAUGUAGACCAAAUAAUCGGAAUCGUUAACGCUAAGAAACAGAAAAUUUUGGAUGCUGUCGAUAGUCAAGCGCGAAAAUCGCUGGAGUUUCUCACAUUGAAGAAAGAAAAAGCUCAAAAUAAAGUGAGAUUAGUUGAAAUAGCAACUGAUCAAACUGAAUCACUAAUGAAACGAGGCUCGAGUGUAGAAAUCCUGGGAUUCAAUGAGACAUUUGAUACAAUCCUUCAGAGACAGAGUACCGAAGAAAGUGUUGACUCUGAAGGCAUUUCUCGCUUUAAAUUUACUGAAAGUAAAAAAUUGAUAAGCUUAUUGAACAGUGAGGGGAUAGGUAGCGUAAAAACUGUUUUGUUCGAAGUCUAUAAAGAUCAACAAUUAGAAACUAAAUGUAACGAAAGUAGUGAAGCAAGUGGUGGGAUGGAAAGAGCAAAUGUUCGUGGCAGUCCUUUUGAGCCGGUUCAGAAACAAACCAGGCGUUUCAAAUCCGUGCUUUCGUUUGUUGAGGUGCUUUCCGAGCCUUGGGGAGUGGCAGUGAAUAGUCGUGAUGAAAUUGCUGUGAGUGAGCACGGGAACUGCAGGAUCUCAUUAUUUAGCCGUGACGGUACUUACUUAAGAUCGUUUGGUAAAAGGGGUAAGAAUAACGGUGAGUUUAGUUCCCCUUACGGAAUAAUAUUUGACAGAAAUCACAAUAUUUUAGUGGCAGACUGCCAUAACUCAAGGGUACAAGUCUUUGAUCGGAAUGGUAACUUUUUGCGAAAGUUUGGUGAACGAGGUCGUCUUGAUCACCAACUUGACAAACCAGUAGGCUUAUCAAUAGACGACAACGAUGAUAUUAUUGUUACUGACCAAGGCUACUUGAACAGUGUAAUCAAAAUAUUCUCUCCUAAUGGAAAAUAUUUACGUAAAUUUGGCGGCGAAGGAGGUUCCUUGACACAGCCCUAUCAUUGUAUCCAAAACGGUCAAUAUUUUAUAGUCUCAGACACUUGUUCUAUUAAAAUGUUUAAUCUUGAUGGAAAAUUUAUUUAUACAUUUGGAAAGAAGGGGGUAAAUGACGGAGAAUUGAAUAAGCCCCGGUACCUGUCAGUUAACAAAGACGGAUUGCUAAUUGUCUGCGAUUCAUACAAUCACAGAGUUCAGGUGUUUGAACUGCCGAGUGGAAAGUUUGUUACAAAGUUUGGAUGCAAAGGUAGCAAGAGAGGAGAGUUUCGUACUCCAACUGCUACCGCCAAUCUUAGUGAUGGGAGGAUAGUUUUGUGUGACAAGCUGAACAAUCGAAUCCAGAUAUUUGACCAAAUGUGAUAUGACUCGCUCUUGCCUUUACUAUGCAAAAGUAUGAACUACUUAUUCGCAUUUGUGACAAAACAAACAAAAGAAAACGUUUUUUAUUAACUUUGCAUGAAUAGUAGGUUCCAUUGAUUGUAGUUUUCCGUUAGCUGACCUUAUAACUGUAAUAAGUUGUAAAUGUAAUUAUCUCAAUAACAUAUUUUAAUUUCUACAUAGAUUUUUAAUGUUUUGAAUUGAAUAUAAUGUAAUUUUGUAUGAUUCCAGACUUUUUUUUUUUUUUUAUGAGUGGUUCGUGCACAUCAAACAACCGUGAAAUAGUUUUCUUCAGGCUAUAAUCAAAGUCAUGUAAUUCUUUUGUCUUUGUAAACAAAGGUGUAAUUGUCGGUGAUCUGGCGAUUACUAAAUAAUGUAGCUCAACAGUCUGUCAAUGUAUGGUAAUGGUGCAAAGAAUGGUUAAAAGUGCGCCAACAUUUUGCCUUCUGAAGAUAUCAAUUUGCGGAGGGUUAAAUUGAUUAAAAUUAGGCCCGGGGGGUUUAAUGGCACUUGCGCCUUGAAGUAAGUGUCUUGCCACUUUUGCCCAGGCUUUUGCCAAUACCAUGUGCAAAUGCAAGACCAGCUAAAACGUGAGCACCACGUCGCCCCAUGUAAUGGAAUCUUGGAUUCUGGAUUCCAAGCCGUGGAUUCCGGAUUCCAGGUACUGGAUACCAGUCUUCGACAGUGGAACUCGGAUUAUGGAUUCCUAUCGUUCGAGGGAUUCUGGAUUCCUUGAGCUGUAUUCCGAAAUAAGGCCCAGGAUUUCAGAUUCCAUAAGCAAACGUUUCACGUAAUCCGGAUUCCACGAGCAAAAAUUUCCCGGUUCCAGCACCGCAUUCCCUUACAAGUGGCAAACCACGCUUUUUGAAGAUUCCUUGAAGAAUAUUGGUAACCCCAUCGUAGUGCGAAGUUUUCCUCAUACCGGAGAUGUUGCCGUACGUACGGGCAGACUGUUUCGGAGCAGGAGACAGCGUAAGGACAUGCAGAAGCAAAAGGCCAUCAAAAUGUGUCGAAGGGUGAUUGAGAUGUGUGACAGUUGUAACUUGAGCUGAUAAGGAUUAGACGCGAUCAAGAGAGAAUAUUAAUGGAACAGUGAGGGAAACGUCCAGUAUAGCCCUUGUGAUAUGUGAAUUUCACCAAAGUUGUUUUUAGACCACUUCUGGUUUUCAGUCUCACGCCAUCCAAAACCAUUCGACAGAUAAAUUCCAGAAUCUGGUAAAUGAAAGGAGGUAAAUAUACAAAGACCCUCCCCAACAUUUGGGUCGAAGGAGUAAAUCGUAUACGAGAUACCCGAGGAAGUGUUUUACCCAAAUUUAUAGAGCGUUGUAUGGAGACGCCAUGCUGGAGCUCAUACGGAUGAGCUCCAACAUGGCGGACGGAAACCAACAGAAACAUCUGUUACCGAGCCUUGCUACAAAAGCGUGAAUUAGAGGAGGAACCCAUAAACAUUAAAGUAAUACUUUUUCUAACACUCGAACUGAUUAGAUAGCAAAAUUCUUCGAAAAAAGCCACCUUUUUAACCUAAAUGACAGCUCUCUCGGCCGUCAUGAGUAUGCUGCGUCACGCAAAAGCUUAGAAAUUCAAGCGUACUUUAUUGCAAAACGAAGAACCAUUUGGAAGCGAAAAUUUGUUAUUAAAUUAGUUUUCAGCUGCUCUAAUACACCAUGAAAGUAAAAUCUCAGUAGGAUCGAUAGUUUUGUAGUUUGAAUUUUAGUGACGUCACGUGAAGACCAACAAUAAACGCUUGAAAUUAAUUAACGUUUGUUUCAGGAGGGGUCCGCAAAUUUUUAUUCACUGUUUUCAACAGAGAAUUUAAUAAAUGCCAUAACAAUAUACUUCAUUGCUUGCUUUGAGGCAGUCGCGCAAAACAAUCGAUUAAAUUGUACAGACGUCUCAGGAAUUUUACGCUUAACUACAACCUCUAAAAAUAUCUGUAGUGAAAUUCGCACAUAUUUUUUUAAUGAGUGGUUCGUGCACAUCAAACAACAGUGAAAUUGUUUUCGUUCUACAGGGGCACCCAACGGGAAAUUUUGAGAAAAAGACCUAAAAACAACAACAAAGCGUGAUAAAGUUUUCUGAGAAUAUUUUAAGCAUUUUGGGAGAUUGCUGGAAAAAAAUUAUCUGUUUCUCACUCCCAGCAAGACUGAUGGAAGAGUUCCCAGCCAGCAACCUUACAACCUGCAACCUGACUUACUGGGAAGUUUUAUAGGGCGCAAUUCAGAUCUUGAGUGGUAAGUAACCCAUACAAGUAACCCGUAGCAGCUACUCUAGACUUCAAAUCCCCUCUGACACCCUGAAUUAUCUUUUUCCCAGCAACACUUUCCUUCCAAGGGCUAUUAUUUCUUCCACAUCUCCCAGCCAGCAAAAAUGUGCCUGAAGAACAGAUAUUUUGAGGAACAGAUCCAUUGGGUGCCCCUGUUUCUACGGCCCUGAUGCUUGUGUUGAUCGGAGUGUGUUGUUUCCUGCACACAUUACACUUAAGAAAACCUGAUUUCAGCCAAUGAAAAAGAGUGUUGAGAAAGGGUAAUUCUAUUAUUCUGACUCACAAAUACUGAACUUCACGAAUGGGUCCCCUUGUUUGAUGUGAGUAGUGAAAUGUGAGAAUGAAAUGAACAAACGUAUCUCCUCAUAUCGGUGCUGCUAUACUCUUAGAGUAGAACGAGGGUAGGAAGAAAGACACUCUUGCUCAAAGCCCUCAGUAUGUUAAGGUUGGCUACUACUGGAGGUAGGCGAUUCCUCAGUUAACCUCGUUCCCGGCCAGGUCUUUUUGAGUGGCCCACGGGCACUUAUUCGAGGUGGGUGCUUAUUAAAUUUUCACCAUUGUCAUUAAAACAAAAACAUGACAAGAGGCGAAGAUGAAACAAAGUAGAAUUUUUAUUAUUAAUUGAAAUUUUCUUGUAAAUGCUAAAACAACAAUUUCAAUCUCAUUGUCAGUAAAAACGUUAAUCAUUGAUUUUUCUGGCGCUGCCUCCUCGAUGUCAGACAGCGUAACGUCUUCAGAUGGGUCUUUGACUGUCCACAAUGAAUUUAGAGAUUAGAGACUGUAAGACGGCACAGGGAUGAUAAUCAAUAUUUUUUUUUACAUUAGCUUGGAUUCCUUUGUUCUUUUCGGGGGGAAUAUAUUACAUAACCCCCGAAUCAACUGUCUGAAAAGCUGGGUGCGGCUUUGAUUGUUUGAAGGGAAGAGCGGGGCUAAUGAACAGCUAAUUGAAAUGCGAGGGGAUUAUAUGUAUUAAUAUGCAAGGGGAUAAGUCACUUAUCCCCCUUGCAUAUUAAUACAUAAUCCCCUAACAUUUUAAUUAGCUUUUCAUAAAGAAAAAAAUUAACAAAUUUUUAUUGGAAAUGUUAAACACGGCACUAUAAUUACUAAAAUUAAAGUGAGCUGCGUCUCUUUUGCGCCACAUUCACGGAUAUUCUUAGUUGUUGGUUCAUCGAUUUCCACAGCCAGAACGACAGUCCGAAAUUGUCAUGUAGUUGACCUCUUUGUGUUUUGUGGUAUUCUUGCUUCAUUCCUCGACUGAAUUUCUUUGUAGUGAUCACUCGCCCGGAAUCUUCUUUGUCUGUAAACAUGCAGGUCGGUUGUAACAUCGUCGGUACGAUAAUUGAAAUUGUCAACUGCUUGACAGUUGUCUGCACCCGCAAAUGAAGAUUCAAAAUUGUUUUCCCAAAGCUCAAUUGCAGUACCCCCACCGAAGCUGCUUUAGUUUGAGUAAUAAACGGCUCUACUUCUGACUCUGAAUCGCUCGACACUGCUAGGCUCUUUAGGCUGUUUCUAGCAUUCACUGCGAACAACUAAUUUGAAAUGCGACUUUGAAAAACUAACAAAAAAAGCCAAGGAACUUGUCAAUGCCACCAGUGCCAGCAUGGAGCGUUAAAAAAACAAAAGAAAGAUGAACAACAGAGGCAUUUUUCGUCAAUGCACUUUUGCAUCCCUUGAGGAAUCCUGGCCAAUGUAAAAAUAAGCCGUUUAUCCUCCUUCAGCUCGUGGUUUAUGUGAUUUAUUCCCCUCGCUUCACGCCGAUAACCCUUACAUAUGUCCGCAACAUUCAAGAAAAAAAGGAGAAACUAAGACGCGCUUGAUCUCUCCCCAACUUUCGCGCCAUUUUACACGAUCCCUGCUUGUGAUCAUCUUGGAGCGUUUUACAGGCUAAGGCUAGGAGAUUAACCUUAGCUUUGGAAGUUUUUGGAGUAAUUUGGCUUUUUACAAGUUGCUUGUAUUGUACAAAUGCUGUCAAGAGACUGACGAAACAUAAAGCUUUUGUCGAAUUAUAUAAACUUAGUGAACGAUAAAAGAAAUCAGACUGUGAUUGACAGUUGAAUAUAAAACAUACACCCAAGGCGGAGUAACCGGUGAAGCGUAUAGUAUACUUUGGAAUUCAUACUGAAAAAAACAAAGAUUGGGUUGGAAGAAUUCAAUUAAGUCUCAAAUCAAGACUCCAUUGUUCUUUUAGUUUUCAAAGUCAACAAGUCUACUUUGACCGUUGGUUGCAUAUUUUUUGUCAUGGAUAUAGAGAUGGAGUCGAAAAGCAAACUUCGUGAUGAAGUUUGCUGUUCUGUGUGCAUGUUAACUUUUACUGAUCCAAAGCAGUUGCCUUGCUUGCACAGUUUUUGUCUUCACUGCUUGAAUGGGCUUGUUAGAACAAGUGACUUUAACGGCCCUUUUUUAACAUGUCCGCAAUGCAACAAACGGCUUAAGAUUCCUGGAAGUGGAAGUCCCAGUGAACUUCCUAGCAAUCUUCGCAUAAACAGUUUGCUGAAUAUCUUGGCAAUCAAAGAGUGCAAAACCAAAACCGCUGAGGUGAAAGUAAAAUGCGAAAACUGCGACAAGCGGAGCGACAAGACCUCAUAUUGCUUCCAGUGUUCUUCUUUCUGGUGCGAAGAAUGCAUUAUAGGACAUAACAUUAUCCGAGCUAAUAAAGAACACAGAACACUGGCGUUAAACGAUUUUCAAGAUCAAGACGUCGAAGACUUGUUAAGGCGGCCAACAUUUUGCCAGGAGGAAUACCAUGAAAAGGAGGAAUCGCAAUUCUUUUGCAAGGACUGUGAAGUCGCUAUUUGCAACACUUGUGUUUUAACACUUCAUGACAACCACAGCAAGAUGCUUUUGCAAGAAGCGAAAAAUGCCCGUAAGACAAAGAUAAACUCUGUGAUUAAAUCUUUAAAAGAAACAGCACAGGAUGGCCGUAGGGAGGCAGAAAAAUUUGACCUGAAGAGCGCCGAAAUUCAAAUGAAAGUAGCUGACGUGAAAGGCAAAGUACAGACGAAAGUGGACCAAAUUAUCGCGACCAUCGAAGCGAGGAAACAGGAUAUUUUGAACGCAGUCCGAAGCCAAGCGAGCAUAUCAUUGGAACCUCUCACAAAGGAAAAAGCCGAAGUUGAAAAUCGAGUGAAGACAUUGGAUUCAGCAAUUGAACAAACUGAAUUUUUAAUGAAACAAAACUUCAGCACCGAAAUCCUAGGAUUCAAUGAAACAUUUCAUACAAUUCUUAAUGAAGACAACACACAGGCAAACAGUGACUCUGAAUUUAUACCUCUGUUAAGUUUCAGCAAAAAUGAAAACUUGAUAAGCGUGUUGAACAGCGAGGGGAUAGGUGAUUUAAAAACCGUUUUAGCAAAACUGAAUCGCACUUUCAGGCCUUUGUUAUCCUUUGGACAAAAAGGUAAGUCUGUUGGAAUGCUUCACUUUCCCUGGGGGGUGGCAGUGAAUAAUCAUGAUGAAAUUGCUGUAAGUGAGUGUGGUAACCGCAGAAUUACAAUAUUUAGUAGUGAGGGCACCUACUUGAGUUCUUUUGGCAGAAGGGGGAAGAGUAAUGGUAUGUUUAUAGUCCCAUCAGGGAUCGCUUUUGAUCGCGAUAACAAUAUUUUAGUAGUGGACAGUUUUAAUCAUAGGGUGCAAGUUUUUGAUAGGAAUGGUAACUUUUUAAGGAAGUUUGGUGAAGAAGAAAGUCUUGAUCACCAACUUAAACACCCUAACGGUUUAUCAAUAAACGGCAACGGUGAUUUAAUUGUUUCUGACAGCGGCAACAAAUUCAUCAAGAUAUUUUCUCCCAAUGGGAAAUUUUUGCGUAAAUUUUGCGGAGCACGUAGUUUGCUCACGCCCUUUCACUGUAUUCAACUCGGUCAAUUUUUUAUAUUCUCAGACUGGAGUGAUCAUUCCUUUAAAAUGUUUGAUCUUGAAGGAAAUUGUAUUUCUAAAUAUGGAAAUCAGAGAAAAGGGGACGGAGAGUUCUUCGACCCUCGUCACUUUUCAGUGGACAAAGAAGGAUUGUUAAUGAUCUGUGAUGGAUGUAGUCACAGAGUUCAAGUAUUUGAACUGAAUGGAAAGUUUGUUACAAAGUUUGGGAGCAAAGGUAGCGAGAGAGGAGAGUUUAAGUUUCCAAAUUCUACUGCAAAUUUGAGUGAUGGAAGGGUAGUUGUAUGUGACUCAUGGAACCACCGAAUACAGAUAUUUGACAAGAUAUGAUGGUAUUAGGGCGAGUUUACCCAUAAAAGAUGUAGCCGUAAUACCAAUUAAGUUCAAAAAUUAAAAGAGCUGGGUUUUUUUAUGCAGUUUGUACAAGUUUCAGACCUUUGCAAUCAGAAACAAAGGAAAUAGCAGCAAUUAAAAACUGCAAAAUUAUUGAGUGGCAAAAAAAGGCGUUAAUGAGCUCAUACAUUCUUUGUAAAUUUGAGGGUUUUUCAAAGAGAAUUUCUUCGAAACUAUUUAUUUGGCAUAUAUCGCUAAAAUUUUCAGAGAUAACUGAAAUGGGUACUAUGCUCUUUCAAUAUUCAGAAAUGUUACUUUAUUAGCUUCAUUAGAUAAUGAUAAGCCUGUGCUACUUUGAGGCAAAAAAUGUAAACAAGGAUUCGCCUAUAUGAUUGAGGUUAACUUCUAGAUAUGAAAAAACAAAUUCUAUAACUUAAUCUAGGGUAAGAAAAUUGUUCGAACAAAGAGUCUGGCAAUAUAACACUUUGUUAUUGAUGUCAUCAAAGGUUGCCCCUCGUAAACAGUUUUCUGCAAUAUAAAGAAAGCAACUGUUACAGCUUUACUGUAAAUAGAAUUAUUGCAAUUGCUAAAUGAAAUGGCCUUCAGUUGGUAAUUUAUAUCCUCUGUUAAGUUUCUCAAUCCGUUUUCUUUUGUUUCAAUCUCGUUAUCGUGCAUUUAAAUGUUGUAAAGUACGUAUUUGGAAAGUUAUUUUUAAUAUUUGUCACAUCUUUUAAGUUUCUGUUUUGUUUCAUUAUAGAAUCGGUAAAGGUUAGUCUUGAUUUUUGUCUCAGUCAUAGGUAUAUGUAUUUUCCUGUUUUGAUCUCAGUUUGAUCUACUUUCAUCGAGUUUUUGUUUAGCUUGCGAAUUUCGUUGCUUGCCAUUGACAGAUGUUAGUUUUCAUAGGUGGUCGUGUUUGUGAUGUUAGAGCUGACCUUGGUUCGCCUUUAAGUUCCUGUUUGGGUUUAUUAACUGCAUCGUUUUUGUUUUUCAUUGGUUUAUUUAUACCUUCUUGCUGAUAGCAGCCAUGUAGGUUAAGCAAUACCAAAACAUUACCCACACCGAGUUUACCUUGUUUUUUUUUCCCACGGUCAACUAAUCCAAACAUGUCCAGCUUUGGUUAUGAAAACGUUUACUAUUUGACUUGUUAGUUAGAGAACAGGAGUAAGGGAAAUAGAGAAUAAGAGUAACAAAAUUAAGAGUAUAAUAGCACUUUUAGCAGAAGCUAAAGAAGAAUAAAGACCAAGAUGUAAAUCAGAUUCCUGGUUCCUUAUCGUGUAUAGCCUGUGAGAAAUCUAUCCGGGGCGCUCUGGCGGCGGGGCGGGAAAAUGAAGGAGAGCUUGCAACUACGUCUCUGAAAGUGAAUUCUACCUCCGUCAACUGAGCUGUCAGAUUUCUACCAAUCAGCGUGAAACGGAAAAGAGUGCGAAAGUAAAAAAAAAAACGUUGAGAAAGGGGUAAUGACGUCAUUAAUAAUGUCACCUCCGCCUAUAAGUAUAUCGAAUGGACUUUUUCGAUGCAGAUCAGUUCAAAUUCCAGAGACGUAGUUGCAAGCUCUCCUUCCUUUUGCAGGCUAUAUCGUAGGCUACAUCGUGUAGCGAGCGAGUCACAAGAACACACCUCCACAAUUAGAUAUAUAGCGUCUUCUUAAAUGCCUUAACAGUUAUUCAGUAGCGGAGAAUGUAGUUAAAUUUGCACUUCUGUGCAAGAUUGAAUUCUAAUUAAUUAAGUCAGAGUAAGUUGGAAACGUUAUUUCCUUAUACACUUCCUCAACAGUAACACUUUUUCUUUCUCUUGCGUGUAAGUGUAAUUAGUCAAAAUACAUUAACUAAUUAGUGUACCAAACCAGGUUCGACGCUGAAAUAAAAGAUAAUCUAAUAGAAACAGUAAUAUUUUUUGUUGUUGUUUUUUUUUGCCAGAUCGUCAUAUCCUUCAUUGUCGCAGUCUUCAGAAAAAAAAUGGCGUUAUAAUGGCGCAAUACAUUAAUUUUUUUUGUCUCGCGCGCCCGAUUUUUCAAAUAACUUUUGUUAUAACAUAACAAAAGUAAAGCGCACGCUCUUAUUGAGGAGUACGGCGAAAGCUAGCUCGCGCUCAAAGAACUACGCGUCACUUUCUAAGGGAGUGUUUUUAUGAGGGAAGAAAUGGAAAUUUUUUCGGUCAAUUUUACAUGCUUUGUUACCUUGUCUCCGGCGUCUUUUGCUGAAUUGAUAUCAUUCUGAUAUAGUUUGAAUUAUCCCCCAAUCUGCACAAGUAAGCGGGCAAAGUUGUUCUAGACAAUUAAAACUAAUGACGUCACAAGCGAUCGAAGGGAAGUGGAUCCGCGCAGGUGGUUACGGACAGCUUAGGGGCGAAUGGGUUAAGUUGGCUGACGCGCGCUAAGGUAAACGAAACUUUCGGCAUUAACAGAGGAUAUGGCGGCAAUGUACGAGAAAUUUACCGACCCUACCCCUCACAGUUUUGUGACGUUUAGUAGCACUACCAAAUUAGGACUAGGACUACCAAAUAAGGCAAUGAACAACGCGCGAGUAAGCUAGAACAGGACGAGACAAAAAAAAAAAGGGUGCUAGUUUUCUUUAUAGGGUUUUCAUCGAGUAUUGUGAGAUUUAUUGUGAGUUCUUUCGGAGAGAAUAAACCAGGAAACCGUGUUGUUGUGAGUUCUGUAGGCUGUUUUGUUGUUCAGCUCAGAAAUAUUUUUAAGCCUGGUAUGACUGAUUAGAAUGGUAAGUGCAUUCAGUAAAAGGAAAAGCACUGGGGGAGUCUUCUUACUGCCCCGUCCACACGUAGUAUCCAGAUAUUUUUGAAAACGCGGAUAUUUUUUCUCCUUUUCCAAAUAUUACGCAUCCACACGUGGCGUAUUAAAAUCGCUUUUGUCCAUACACACGAAAACGUUAAAACGAUGCACAUGCGAUAGCGUCACUUACGGAGCCUGCGUUUAAUGAUGCAUGUCAACAUCAUUGCAUUCGAAAACCACCUUUCUCGUUCUUCCAUGCGAAAACAGCAAUCCGGCGUUUUCAAAAAUCUCCACGUUCAGUGUGCCCAAAAGGGUAUUUACGCAUGAAGGGAAGGCUAAACGGAGUAAAAAGUAUGAUUUUUCAAAAAUAUCAAUGUAAGUGUUGACGGGGCCUAAGGAGAAAGAAACUUUUACUUUGAAAAAUAAACAGAGCCCUUGUAGAAUAGUAUAUCUCUGUUCUAUAUCUUACAAGUUAACUUCCCUGCGAAUUAGUUCUUUUAACUUCGUUCCAGGGCAAUUAACGCGGUUAUGUUUCUGUCCAAGCGAAUGCUGAGGCGGGGACAAAUUCUUCAUGAAGGGGUGGGGGAAGAUUUCCCUAAGCCCCUCCCUUUUAAUUCUGCUCUUGUCUCAACUAGCGCAAUUAUCCAUUUAUGAUGUCAUAUCAUAACAAUUAGAGCCUCAUGAUGUACUUUCUAAUUAACAAUUACAACUAGUUGAUUUUCUCCUUGUUUUCAUGUCCAUCUCCCGAGGAGCCAAACAUUGCCGUUGUCUUCUUAAUCAGCGCUGGUAAUGAUAAGCUUGAUUGGAAAAUGGAUCUACACAGAAAAAGAAGAUACAAACCUGUCUCAGGAAUGUUACGUUGGGGAGUUAGAGGAUGGUGAUUGGCUGCUGGUCGAUGUGAAAUUGACAAAUGACGACGCAGCGUUUUUGAAAGAAUGCGUCGUGGUUCCAUGUGUUAAGCAAAAGACUCAGGAUGGCGAAGAACCGCUGCUGCUCAAUGCAGCACGAAAAAGCGUAAACAAAUCGAAUGUGGAGAAGCGACAAAAGUAUUUUCAUGGAAAGAUGGUUUGUCGCAUGUUUCCAAGGAAGAUGGUACAACCAUAUAAGGUUGACCGUUCGUUAAAGUACAAGGAGGAUGAUCUUACUUCGUGGGAUGACGGACGAUUUCAACGGUCGAACCACUGGAUCGAAACGAUGUCGUUUAAAAUACCACGGCCACUGUGCAAACCGGGAAAGAUUCUACCUGCUCGAGUUAAUGUUAAAAGGUGGGAGAUUCUGUACUACCGUAAAGUUCUGUAAGUAAUGACCCUCGUUAUUUUCAGAUUUAGCAGCCUUUUCGUAUGGCUACUCUUGGGGGGUCGCUACUUUGGGAACUUAACGGUAGUAAGGCCCCGUAUUUUUUUAUGGAUGUUCCGGAUAAAAGGGUCAUCUGCCUAUCCCAGCUACCCUGAUCUAGCCAUCGUUUCAAGGAUUUAACGCCCAACUCUUUUUAAAUAAGAAACAAAAAGUUGGCUCAGCUAGGAGGAUGGUCCACUUUGCUAAGUCAAUGACAUCCUUGUUUACGGUAGGGCCAGGGUCGGACCGACUUUUCUCGAUCUAACCCCUUUUGCUCGCCCAGCCGGGUCAACUUAGUCAAGGUGAGGCAAUCAGGGCAUGCACGAGCGCUAGCUGUUUUAGACAAUUAGAGCAAUGAGAAAUGAGUUAAUGAACAGACGAUAAGCGCUGGAAUUUUUUGGAAAGAUACUGUUUGAACAAGUGCCAUCACACUGACGGAAGGUGACAAAGACACUACACGGCCUAGCCUGACAGCAACCUCUCCUUUUUGAGCGGUGAGCAAAGCGAGCCGCGCGAGGCGCGAGAGCGCGUGAGUUCUCAUGCUUGACUACCCCAAACGGAGAGCUUGCUCACAUAUGGCCAGUCCAGCUGACUACAUUUUUCCAGUUAAUUUUCAAUUCAUUUAAUUGCCAUAACAACUACGACGAUUAUAUGUUUUUAUUUAAGAGUGUGUCCAUGAGAAGACCAGGCAGAACCAGGCAGGGGGUGAUAAUGCUCAAAUCACCGAUUUCGCUCAAACUCGGCACAAAUGUUAGGUAUCAGGAGUUAACUUAUGUGAAAGAAUGUCAGGUCCAAAUAUUAAAUUCCCUGGGAGAUCCGGGCUCCCCCUGUAAAAAUCGCCAUUUUGCCCGUUUUAUGCAUAAUUAAUUAGCUAACUUUACAAUGCCAGUGCAACAAACAGAAAAGCCACCCUGAACUUAAAUGCACUGAGAGAUGAUCUGAGUUCAUAAGACUUUAAGCACGUUAAACUGUUUAAAGUCGCCGAUUCGAUUUCCUCCCUCUUAGCCCCCUUAGGUUGGGUCAUCAUUUCCAAGUUUUGAGUAAGUCGUAAAAUUAGGGUAUUUUAUUCCCAAAUAUCUCUGAUGAGCAACAGCUUAUCUUUAUAACUUUUGCAUGAGUAGUUAAAGCCAUCACUUAAGUUGAGAAAAAGAUCAUAAAAAGUUUGAGCAAUUCACUUUCUUCCAUGUGUUGACAUAAACUGUUCAUGUGACUGAACGACUUUUGCAUAUUUCAUCAAAAUUCAGGCCCUCACAAUAUUCGUGUGUUUGCCUUUGAAUGAGGAGAAAUCAAACAAAAAAACUCAUCAGACAAUGAUUUAACAUUAAUAAGGGUAAAAUCGUUGAAAUUGUUGUGCAAGAAACCCUAACGAUGAUUUUUGAUAGCUAUAUAAGCGAUCUUUUCAACUAAAAACAACAUACAAAGAUUUAAUUCACAGUUUUACUUACGUUAACAAUUUCGCCCUAAAAACAAUAUAAACGGUCAAUAAAAUCCAUAUACGUAUCUCUUAGAUGUUUCAACUGCUAGUUUGUGCACGCUUUGAUUUGUUACCCAUGCCACCUUCGAUGUCCAGUUAAGCGUAGUUCAGCGCCGUGACUCGCUGUACGACUAAAAUUCCUUAGCCAUCAGUUUACGCACCAAAAUCCAAAUCAAGUUGUUUUAGGAGAAAACAAUACGAAAAGUAGAAAGCCGAUUUUUAACCCAUUGAAAGAAUUAUUUCUGCCACUGUUGUAGCUCAAUUCACAUGUUACAAACGUCCGCCAUCUUUGACAUUAACUGGAGCCCGCAUUUUUAAGCAGCGGUUGCCACCAUACGGAAACAUUGUAUCGGGAGUCAGGAGCCAGGAGCCAGGAGCCAGGAUCCAGGAGCGAGAGUCCAGUGAACAAAAUUCAGUCGAAAAUAUGACUUUCCGACAUUCUUUGAGAUUAUUUUAUUGUUAUUGUAUGCUAAUAAAUAAUUUAGAAUUCCAAAUCUAUUGGCAACUUUAUUCAGACCAUGAUAAUAAAUGAUCCCAUGUCUUCUCAAACUCGAAGAUAGAAGUCGCUUUGUCUUCGUGUUUUGGAAAGAACUAUUUAUUGUAUUUUAGUCGCACGUGAAAUAGCAGCGAAGUGAAGUCGGAUCUUCGUGCAGACCAGUUCAAAGAGACAAAUAAAGCGUGAGACACGUCCAAUUUGGCUUGCGACAAGAAUACCAUUUUUUUUUCAUACUGGAGUCCCUUCUCCCCAGGGGAGUGGCCAAAUUGCGUACAAAUGCCCUACCCUGCUGGCACCAGAUUUGACUGUCAUAAACACUGAAUUUUUUAUCUAGCACUGUCGUUUGCGGGUCUUAUUAAGCCUAACUGUGGCAGUAAUGUUCCCAAGUAGAACUCAAAAUACACCACACUUUCACAUUGAGUUAGAUAUUUUUCUCAAACAACCGCUUCCAUAUGUUUAACACCCUUCCCAAAUUGUAAUACAGUGGAAGCUCUCGUAAGAGGACACCCUCGGGAAGAGAAAAAAGGCGUCCUUAACUGGAGCUGGCCGCUUACAACAAUGAAUCUCAUACGGUAACUCUGAAACGGAUAUAUAAGAAUGAUUCAUAACAGUGACAAACAGCAAUGACUGUGGACAUGAUAAAAAAAAAAAAACAACAACAACAACAACAUUAAGAGGUGGAUAAGAUUUUCUUUCGAGUGUCUGCUUACGAGAGCUUUAAAUCAAAGCUAACAUCUAAUUCACCGGUAAACCCUUUAAGUGUCCGCGGCCGCCUACGGGAAUGUAAAAAUCCAGAGUUUGUGUGGAAGUUGAAACGGGAUUUUGUGAUGGCGGUCGUAAGUAGAGCUAUUCGCUAUAUACGAGAGUGUCCGUUAAGAGAACUUAAUCCACUGUAUGAAUCCGCAAAUGACAGCUUAAAUGAGAAGUUAAUAUAGUGUAUUAGUCUGUGUUCAAGAAACUGUUCUUUUACACCUUCCUUGAAUAGCUAAAGAAGUCUUGUCGACUGUUUUUUGCCGUGUAUUAGUGCCUCCUUUUGGGUCUUUUGUAUUCCUCAGAAGUUUUUCCUCAACACUUUUAUAAACGGUUAUUAUUAUAUUUUUGUAGUCAAUAAUAUACCCAGAUACAGAUACCAACCUGUAUAGUUGUAAGACUACGAGGAUUAAAAUACAAGUAAGUAAGUCAGUAUACCCAAUGGCAAGUCAUUAAUUGUCUAAAAAUUGCACGGCACGGUCUGACUACGAAAAGGGCUAUUAUGGACGAUUAUUAUCAUGGUAAUUAAUGUCAACACCGAAUAAACUCAAAAUUUCAAGUAACACGACUUUCGCAACCUAUUUUCAACACACCAGUUAUAACAGGAUAUUGGCGCGUACAAACAAUAGGUAGCGUAUUCCGCAUUCCGGAGUCCGGUAGUCCGGCGUCACAGAUUCCAUCGUUUUGGCAGAGUCCAAAGUCAAAGAUGGAGGGUGUUCGAGCAGGUGGUUGUUUUCCGUAGAUAUAGACGGAUUGUCAGUGAUCUUUCUUGUCCUUUGAGAAUGAUUUUGUUCAUUCUGACUACAACUUAUUUCAAAGACUUCGAAUGUUCGGUGAAAAGCCGACACUUUUAAUUUUGCAAUGUUUCAAGAUGUUUCGAUUUCAUUACCUCGUCACGAAGUAACGCCACAGAGGACCAGACGAAACUGGAGCAGCAAAUCUGAACUAAAGCAUCUGAGAGACGUGUAUGUAACAUUUAUUCAUUUAUAUCUUUUAUCCUUGUUGGGUCUUGUUUCACCUACAAGUUGGACCGAUCGAGGUUUUGAACUAAAUCUUUUGCUCCUUGUGUUUACUCAAGCGUUCCAUAAAAUAUCCAUCCAAACGUCCAUAAAUAACACAGAAAACAUGCCUCAGGUGACACUUUCUAACAAUUCCGCUAUUAGUAUCGACAAUGAGGCAUCUGAUUUGUGACUUCUCGCCAACUUUGUGCUAUUUUUGUUUAGAAAAACGAAUGUUACGUUUCCUCGUAUUUUGGUCAAAUGACAAAAAAGAGUCAAGUCAGAUGUACAUAAUACGUCAUUAUUGAUAAAGUAUGAGAUUGCCCAAAUAUUUUAUGAUUGAUUUGAUAACCUUAAAGAUGUCUUUCAAAGAAUAUGUGAGAAUUAAGUACAUAGGUUGUUGCUCAUGGGAGAUGUUAGCCACUAAAAUACCUUAAAUUUAGGGUUUGGUCAAAACAGUUAGAAGAUGUCUUUACUUUAGGCUAAAUAAUAGGAAGAUAUGGAAUUAGAGAGUAAAAAUAAAUUACUGAGCAUUAAGUCUGAUAAACAUAGAAGAUGAUAAAGUUGAUUAGAUUUGAAGUUGUCUUUUCUUCUUGUUGAACAGCCAAACCAAAGUUAGCUAAUUAAUUAUGCAAAAAUGAGUAGAUUUUGUCGUUUUUAGGGGGGGUCCCUGUAAAUCCCAGGGAAUUCAAUAUUGCGACCUUAUUUUUUGUCGAGGUUAAUAUCUCACCACACCCAUCAAUUGUGCCAAGUUUGAGCGAAUUCCGUGAUUUGAGCAUUAUCACUGCCUGCCUGGUUCUCUCAUGGACACACUCUUAAAUCUGUCUUUCAUUAUCCCCACAUCAUCAUCUUUCCAUAACUACAUUUUGUUAAACUUUUUAACUUUUUGUAAAAUUUCAUUCUCAGCAUCAAGUCACCGGUUAUGUUAUCGAUGAAAACUUGCGAACAGGUAUUUACACCAACAAAGAUCCAAGACCCAAACCUAUUUGUUGAGAACCUCAACACCUGUAAAUCUCUCGUCAAAUUUGAGCCUUCGCCUGUGGAGCAAUUCCUAUGUGACCUCGACAAAGUUACGCGAAAACGAACUUUUCAGUUUGUGGCUGGUAUCGGAGAGCAACGGCAGCUACCACUGUGUUUUACGCUGACCGGUGAUCAUGUCUACGAUGUGAUCAAGGUGUCGCUUAGAAAGCGGCGUAAGUCCGCUAUAGAUAUCACAAAUGAACCGCCCAUUUCUGAAUCGAUUUCUUCAUCUGAGCCGCCCAGUUCUGAAUCAAUUGCUUCAUCUGAGCCUGCGAGCACUCCAAAACCUCUGUUAGCCCUGGAAUGGGAAUCAGAACAGCAACAGGAAUGGCCAGCGGAUUUUGAAGCUCUUCUCGAAGACGAGGAUGAAGAGAGUUGGUUUGGAAAGCCCACGAUGUCUGUGAUCAGCGAUAUCUGCGAGCUGACUUCGAAGUUGGGAAAUCGCGUGCCAAAGACUGCUAUGUUUCUGUGGGCUCAGUUUAUGCACCUGAUUUCCUGCAGCAAGAAGUUUCUUUCUUGCGAACGAAGCGAAGACCAAGGGAGUAACCCUAUGGAAGCAUUACGCGAACCCCCUCGGGGAUGUUACUUGAGCUUGUAUUGUAAGGACUUUAGCGAAGAAAGGAGCCGCGCCGUGGCGGAUAAGAAGACUAAAAAGCAGGACACCAAAAGAAACCUAAAACGCACCCAUGGGGCUCUUAUUGAAAAGUACCAAAACAACACCAACCGAAAGAGGGCUAUGGAUUCCAAGCGGUUUCAUCGGGGCGGUGGCAGAAGAGGAUGUUGA